Molecule: messenger RNA, 2490 nt
Organism: Lytechinus variegatus (green sea urchin)
Lineage: Eukaryota; Metazoa; Echinodermata; Echinoidea; Temnopleuroida; Toxopneustidae
Product: protein broad-minded-like
Exons: 18
Coding region: 111-2408 (765 amino acids)
Biological process (GO): non-motile cilium assembly
Source: RefSeq, a predicted model, not a curated record
GCGCUGUCUUAUUUGAUUUAUUGGUGUGAUGUUGUGUUGACAACACACAGACGCCGAUUUAGAUUUGCAGAUACAUGUAAGUUGCCAAUAAAAUUUAGCCAUCAGUCAUCAUGGCUGACCUGGAUACUGACGUUGACCUCCUCCCUAGUAUCAGGCAGCUUGUGUCCAGUGUAGCAACGUCCAUCCAACGGUCAUCUAGCUUAGCAGCAGCUGAGGAUAUGAUGAUCCAUCUGGAAGGCACGGAUGAGAACUUCCAUAGGUAUGAAUUAGUUAAGUAUAUCAAGGGAAGGAUUGAGACUGUGUUAGGUCCUCUCAUCGAGGAGGAGAUCGAGAGGAGAAACCUAGAUUUGCCAAACAGAGCCACUGAGGAAGCAAUGGUUCGAGAUGUGACGGAACGGGUCAUCAAUGAUCAGCUGUGCACGGACAUGAUGCAUUCGUUGAAGGUCAGCACCCGUAGUGCUGUAGAUCGCCUGAUUCAUGCAUAUGAUGACGACAAAAGGCAGCGGACCAGUCAAGGUUCUUAUGCCCCAUCUUACCGGUAUCCAGAGAGGACCACCAAUAGUUUGAACCCCUCCAGUGGUGAUGAUGAAUCCUCACUAGAUGACUCCUUUAAUCAGAGCUCUUUCAUGUUCAUGAACCAAGAAGAGUUCACCACUAUUACAGAGAACCUGGACUGCGGUCAGCCCCUUCAGCGGCGUAGGGAUGCCUUACAGACCCUUCUCCAGGUCCCUCCUUCAGAUGUGCUUGCCUGUGAGAACUGGAGCAGGAUGAAGAAGGGACUGGUAGCUGCUCUAGCUGAUCCUGAUCAAAUCCUAUCGGAUAGCAGCUUGCGAUUCCAUGCCAGGAUGUUUGGUUCCAACUCCCACAGUGUGAUGAGAGAGAUGUAUACCAAUCUUAUCGAUCAUCUAAGUAAUGAGUUCAAGGUCCUAGGAAGCAAGGGUGGUAUGGCAGUGCAGUAUGGGAUAGACGCUACUCAGAACCCUGCCCAGAAGCUUUUACGAAGGUUCCGUCUCGUCAACGAGUUCCAGCUCGAGAUACCCAAAUAUUGGAUCAGAUUUCCUGACAAAUUUCUUCAGGAUCUGACCGAUACAUCGCUCAAUUUCCUUGUUAUGAAGCCAAGUAAACCUUCUGGGGCCAUCACACCCAUGCACUACAUAGCAUUGCUGGACCCUAAAGCACUCUGGUUCAAAAAGUGGAUGCAUGGACAUUACAGCAGGACUGUAAUUCUUGGUCAUCUCAAGGAGAGAAAUACUCUGCUUGUGAAUGCGGUAACCCAAUGUUUAGACUUUGUAGAUUCCCGGGCUGCUUGGCUGGACUCCGUGAAUGAUCUCUCUGAUCGCUUCAACAUGAGCACACUCGAUUCUUCUCGUAGAACUUCAUACACUGAGAAGGAGCUUGAGUUCCUGGUCUUCAUUCAAUCUCUGUCUAUCCUUGGUAGACUUCUAGUCUAUGCUAAUGGCAGGAAACUCUUCCCCAUCAAGGCAUGUGGCAAAGAAGUGACUCUAACAGGGCUUGUGAGGAGUCUAUUGCCAUUGAUAACCAAGAGGUCAUUCCAGGUCAACAUGCCUACUGAUACUGGUGCUCCUAGCCCAGCGAUGCUUGUUACCGAGAUGUUGAAGAUCAUUAGCACAGAUAGGGCAGCAUGUGUGGAAUGCCUCUGCAAAGAUGAGGUGGUCUCAGACAUUCUCCAACCUGUCAAUGACUGGCUCCACAAGGAUCAGCCAUCCAGUGAUCUGACAAUGCUGUGUGUAGCCGAGGUACUAUCGGCCAUGGCCAGCUGGGAGACUGGCACUAAACUUCUACUCUAUGGAGAAAAUGGCUCAACAUUCCAACAUACUCCGACUGCUGCUGUGCAUAUCAUCUCUGAGUUCUGCAACAGGGCCAUGGACCAGCCCAUAGCCACAGAGUUCCAGACCCAGCCUUCUAGGCCAGUCAUAGGGGUCUUCUUGUACGUGUGCCGUCAGCUCUACAGUACCUCUGAAGGUUUGCUGAUACUCCAUCCAUACGGCCUUCACCAUUCGGUGGCAAAUGCUUGGAGAGAGGUAAGCCGAGAGGUUGAAAUGGGUGACACACCUGUUAUGGAGCAAUCCGAUGUCACCCCUGAGAAUAUGGCUGCCAGAGAUGCCUUCAUGUGGGAACAAAAUCUCCUUGACAACCUUCUCAACUUUGCUGGGACUCCAAAGGGCAUGCUCCUACUCCAGCAGACAGGUGUAAUCAAUGAAUGUGUGGCUUACAUGUAUGGUAGAUACACUAAGAAACUUCAGGUGAGCAAGAUGGAGAAGUUUGGUUAUGGUACCAUGGUAACGCAGGUAUCAGCUACUGCUCCUGGGAUGGUUGCCCUUCAGAGCUCUGGUGAGUACACCCCUCCCACCCCCACACUCAAACACACCCACCCAUUUUCACUGUGACUCUCCUUGUUUACAAAGGAUAUUGUGCAAAUUUUCUGUAGAGAAAAUUAUGACACUUAUGAAUUUCCAUAUAAUAAUAAUA